AGCCGAUCCACAUUCAGCUCGAAGUUAACAUUGUGUUGAAAUGUCUGGAAGGGGAAAGUCUGGUGGGAAAGCUAGAGCCAAGGCUAAGAGCCGCUCGUCCCGCGCUGGUCUCCAGUUCCCUGUGGGUCGUGUUCACAGGCUGUUGAGGAAGGGUAACUAUGCUCAGCGUGUCGGAGCAGGAGCGCCGGUGUAUUUGGCUGCUGUACUGGAGUAUCUGACCGCUGAGAUCCUGGAGCUGGCUGGGAACGCCGCCCGCGACAACAAGAAGACCAGGAUCAUCCCCCGUCACCUGCAGCUGGCCGUCCGCAACGACGAGGAGCUCAACAAGCUGCUGGGCGGAGUGACCAUCGCUCAGGGCGGCGUGCUGCCCAACAUCCAGGCCGUCCUGCUGCCCAAGAAGACCGACAAAGCUGUGAAAGGCAGCAAAUAAUCCAAUACGAACUCGUUCACCAACGGCUCUUUUAAGAGCCACCCACCACUAAAUAAAGAACAAAUUCCAGCAAAAAAA
Molecule: messenger RNA, 508 nt
Organism: Scatophagus argus
Lineage: Eukaryota; Metazoa; Chordata; Actinopteri; Scatophagidae
Product: histone H2A-like
Exons: 1
Coding region: 41-430 (129 amino acids)
Cellular component (GO): nucleosome
Molecular function (GO): DNA binding; structural constituent of chromatin; protein heterodimerization activity
Source: RefSeq, a predicted model, not a curated record